ACACGUGGCCGGCUGGACAGUGUUGACCAAAGAUCUUAUAGCGCCGCUUGCGGCGCUAUACGGCGCUGUAGGAUCUUUGGUGUUGACGUCGUCGGCAAUCGCAAGUUACCGGAGAUUUUGGGUCGUUUUGUGCCUUCCAAUCGCUGUGGAAGCUUUGGACUGUGACAACUUGCUCUGGAGGUUUGGUUUUGGUUUUAGGUAUUAAGGACAUUGCUGCAGUUUUUUUGUCUUCCAAGUCUCGGCUAGCUCCAGUGCCUGGACCAGAAAAGUGCCAGACAGUGUAGAUCGCGUCAAUUCACCCAAACCACAGAGCGCUUGGUAAAUUAUCAAGAUGGCGGAUAACACCAGCUACGUGUUGGUAACGGGAGGAGCGGGUUACAUUGGUAGCCACACCGUGCUGGAGUUGCUGAAGGAGGGGUAUAGCAUCGUCGUUGUAGACAACCUGUCAAAUGCUUCAAAAGGUGAGAACAGCCUCCCCGAACCCUUGCACAGGGUACAGAAGAUUGUCGGCAGCGACAAGAAAAUGAUCUUCUACGAAGUGGACCUGCUGGAUAAGGAGGGCCUAAGGAACAUUUUCAAGAAGCACAAGAUCCAAUCUGUGGUUCACUUAGCCGCCAAGAAAGCCGUCGGUGAGUCCGUGGAGAAGCCACUGCUUUACUACAGCGUCAACAUCACUGGAACCCUCAACCUUCUGAACGUCAUGAAAGAAUUCAAGGUCAACAAUCUGGCAUUCUCAAGCUCGGCCACGGUCUACGGCGAUCCUCAGAAGCUGCCCCUGGACGAGUCGCACCCCACUGGCGAAGGCCUGACUAAUCCCUACGGCCGAUCCAAAUUCACGGUGGAGAUGAUCCUGAAGGAUCUGUACGAUUCCACGAAGGACUGGAAUAUUAUUCUCCUGCGCUACUUCAACCCCAUCGGUGCUCACGAGUCGGGUCGAAUCGGUGAAGAUCCCUGCGGUCCGCCCGCCAACCUGGUGCCUUACGCCAUGCAGGUCGCAGUGGGGAAGAGGGACGAACUGAAGGUGUUUGGGGAUGACUACGACACGCACGACGGCACAGGUGUCCGUGAUUACAUCCACGUGGUGGACCUUGCUCUGGGUCACGUGGCAGCUCUCAAGAAACUAGAAGAGAAUUGCGGCUUGAAGAUCUACAACCUCGGUACCGGGCAGGGCUACUCUGUGCUGGAUGUUGUUAAAGCUCUGGAGAAAGCCUGCGGGAAGAAGGUCAAGUACAGCAUUGUGGGCCGUCGGAGUGGCGACGUAGCUGCCUGCUACUCCGAUCCUAGUCUGGCAGAGAAAGAGCUCGGAUGGAAGUCAGUUAGAGACUUGUACAAAAUGUGUGAGGACCACUGGCGUUGGCAAUCCGAGAAUCCCAGCGGGUACGCAUCGUGAUGAUCAGGUGACCAGGGAAGUCUAGGUGCCAAAGACGCAGAAUUGCUGCUGGAAGUUCCUAAACCAUAGGUACCACAAUGAGCUGGACUAUUUGGAUCUUGACAGAUAUUUCUUUUACUAUUUGGUUAUUUUCGUCUUUAUUACAAGAAUAAGAAAUAGUUUAGCAAGUAUAUCUUUUAGCUGUGUGUGCUUUGUCAAUGGUGUCUUUGUACCCACUGGACACCACUACAGAGUGAG
Molecule: messenger RNA, 1627 nt
Organism: Patiria miniata (bat star)
Lineage: Eukaryota; Metazoa; Echinodermata; Asteroidea; Valvatida; Asterinidae
Product: UDP-glucose 4-epimerase-like
Exons: 10
Coding region: 332-1390 (352 amino acids)
Biological process (GO): beta-D-galactose catabolic process via UDP-galactose, Leloir pathway
Cellular component (GO): cytosol
Molecular function (GO): UDP-glucose 4-epimerase activity
Source: RefSeq, a predicted model, not a curated record